UGCGCAGAACCGCGGCGGAGUGAGGCUGAACGCUGCGCCCGCGGGCGGUGAGAGGGCGGCGCGGGAGCGAAGCCGGUCCUUCCUUCUCCCGUCCUGCCUCCGGCUAUUCUCAGCCGCCUGUCUUUCCUCCCCCGGCCUUUUCUCCUCCUCCUCUCUUCUCCACUCCCUCCCCCUCUCCUCUCCCUCCUCCUCCUUGGCCGCCUCCCGCGCCGCCCCCCAUGCUGUCGCUGUGCGCGGGCGCGGCUCGCAGGUCCAUUGGGCCUCGGCUUGUGUUGAGAAUGACAUUGGGAGCAGAAAUCACCAGCCAGCUCAAGGCUUCUUCGUACAUAGUAUCAGGACGAAACCUUCUGAGAUGGGACCUGACACCAGAGGAAAUUAGAACAAGAACAGAAGAACUAAUCCGGAAGACAAAGCAUGUAUAUGAUAGUGUUGGGAUGCUUGAAAUUGAAGAAGUAACACACGAAAAUACUGUGCGGGUUUUGGCAGAUAUAGAAGUGGAAUAUGCAGUGGAAAGAAGCAUGUUGGAUUUUCCCCAGCACGUCUCACCUGAUAAAGAGAUACGCUUAGCAAGUACAGAAGCUGACAAAAAACUGUCUAAUUUUGAUGUGGAGAUGAGCAUGAGAGAAGAUGUGUUUCAGAAGAUUGUUUAUUUGGAGCAAACCUGUGAUCUUGAAAAUGUAAAGCCCGAAACAAAGCGGUAUCUAGAGAAAUCUGUUCAAGUGGGGAGAAGAAAUGGACUCCAUCUUCCUAAAGAAGUGCAGAAAGAAAUAAAGACAAUGAAGAAAAAAAUGAAUGAGCUGUGUAUAGAUUUUAACAAAAACCUCAAUGAGGAGAGCACAUUUCUCAUCUUUUCAAAGGAAGAACUUGAUGGCCUUCCUGAUGACUUUAUUAACAGUUUAGAGAAGACUGAGAAAAACAAAUAUAAAGUUACCUUAAAGUAUCCCCACUAUUUUCCUGUUAUGAAGAAGUGCUGCAUUUCAGAAACCAGGAGAAAAAUGGAAUCUGCCUUUAACUCAAGAUGCAAAGAGGAGAACACAAAAAUUCUGCAGCAAUUGCUCCCGCUAAGGGCAAAAGUAGCAGAACUUCUUGGUUACAAUACACAUGCCAACUUUGUCCUGGAGGUAAACACUGCAAAGAGCACAGAUAACGUAACAACCUUCUUAGAUGAUUUGAGURAGAAGCUAAAGCCGUUGGUUGAGGAAGAAAGACAAUUUAUUCUAGAUCUGAAGAAAAAGGAAUGUAAAGAAAGAAACUUUGAUUAUGAUGGGAGAAUUAAUGCAUGGGAUCUUCAUUAUUAUAUGAACAAAACUGAAGAGCUAAAGUACUCCAUAGAUCAAGAAAAACUGAAGGAAUAUUUCCCAAUUGAGGCUGUUACAGAAGGCUUGCUGAAUAUUUACCAGAAGCUGCUGGGACUUGAAUUUGAGCAAAUAGAAAGUCCUCAUGUUUGGCAUGACAGUGUUACUCUUUAUACAGUAAAGGAUAAAUCAACAGGAGAGCUGCUAGGGCAGUUCUAUUUGGAUCUUUACCCCAGAGAGGGGAAGUAUGGGCAUGCAGCCUGCUUUGGUCUACAGCCYGGCUGUCUUCUCGGUGAUGGCAGCAGAUUGAUGUCUGUAGCUGCUCUGGUAACCAACUUCACAAAACCAGCAUCGGGCCUUCCAUCCUUGCUGCGACAUGACGAAGUAAAGACUUACUUCCAUGAAUUUGGUCACGUAAUGCAUCAGAUAUGUGCACAGACUGAUUUUGCAAGGUUUAGUGGAACUAAUGUGGAAACAGACUUUGUAGAAGUACCUUCGCAAAUGUUUGAGAAYUGGGUGUGGGAAAAAGAGCCACUACAACAGAUGUCAAGACAUUAUAAAGAUGCGACGCAUGUUGGAGACACUCUCCUUGAGAAACUUGCUGCCUCUAGGCUUGCUAAUACAGGCCUUCUAACCCUUCGUCAGAUUGUUCUGAGCAAAGUUGACCAGGCAUUGCAUACAAAGCUGUCUGUUGACCCAGCAGAUGAAUAUGCUAAAUACUGUGUGGAGAUUCUAGGAAUUCCUGCAAGCCCAGGAACAAACAUGCCGGCUACUUUUGGACAUUUGGCAGGUGGUUAUGAUGGUCAGUACUAUGGAUACCUGUGGAGUGAAGUGUUUUCCAUGGAUAUCUUUUAUAGCUGCUUUAAGCAAGAAGGAAUAAUGAAUCCAAAGGCUGGGAUGAAGUACAGAAACCUCAUUUUGAAACCUGGAGGAUCUUUGGAUGGAAUGGAUAUGCUACAAAAUUUCUUGGAGCGUAAACCAAGCCAGAGGGCUUUCCUGUUGAGUAAGGGAUUACAUGUUCAGUAAAGUUAUGAUUCCUUUGUAAUGACAUAUAAGUAUGGAAUGAGCUGGAAACGUCAGUGUAAUUCACAUUUUAACUGUGUAUCAGUCUAGGGAAACUAGGGUCAUUUUUUGAUGAUUUUUUAAAAUUGUAUAAAUAAAAAUUUGACUUUUUAAAAAAUUUCAUAGGACAAAAUCCAGCACAUCAGGGAAAAAAAAAAAUUUGAAAUGUGCAGAAGCUGAGGAAUUUGGAUGGUAAUUUUUUUAAAAUUGUUUUGAAAUAGUACUAAUUAAUGCUAAGCAGUAUGAGGAAUUAAUGCCUUGUUUCUCUUUUAAUAGAUGCACUUAAAUUAUGUCUUGUGAAUGAAUUUUAAAACUGAAGGGGAUAAAAAAGACACUACCAGCAAUAAAGCACACAUUCAUUCUUAUUGUCUAUUCUCURUUCUCUGUUGUAUUGGUUGCUCGUCAGUGUCUCUGAUGGAGAGGAAGUAUAUUUGAUUUUGUCAUUGUUUGGGCUCAGUCUAGCUACCUGACAAAUCGCAAGAUUGAGAACUGCUGCAGAUGACUUGACAGCAGAGAUGUUUGUUGAUGCUUUAAGACUUAAUUCUGAUGCAUGUUAAAUUUUUGUACCAUUUAUAUGCUUAAAUAAUAUAACUAAAAAGGAAAAAAGAAUCAGCCAAAAUCUGUGACUUUUAUCAGUUCUUCCGCUAYUUUUUCUUUUCUGUUGUUGAACAAAAAUCAGGUCUUUGUUUUCCAAAUUAUAUUAACACUGGCACAGUAAUGUUGUACUUGAGCAAUUAUAAUUGCUUCAGUUGGUUUGUUAAGUAUUUUGAGAUAUAAAUAAGGAAGGAAGAAAAYAAGAUCUCCGUGAUGGGAAUGAUAAAAGUCAAUUAAAAGUUUUUCUGUUCCUUUCCAGUGUAGCAUGCAAAGAUGCUACAAAAAAGUGCAAUAGAUUUAAGGAUUUCAGCAGUGGGAGUGUGAAAGUAAUCAAGGAAUUAUUCUGCAGUUUUUCUGCAAAAUCAAGAAAAAAAAAUCUUGCAAGYCAAGCCUACACCAUCUAAAUAAAGCUGUUAAUCCAAGUGGACUUUUCWUGUCUUAGGUAUCAUAUCUUACUGUGGUUUUAUUAUUACAGCAUGUAUAUAAACAACUUUUUAAUUUUGUUUACUAGUCAUUAUAUUUUAGACAUUUGAAUUGCAACUGUAAUCAUAGUUGGUAUUUUUAUUUUCUGUGAAACAGGGAAAUAAGAAAAUGCGCCUGGUCAACUCAAAAGAUUUAUUUCUCUAGCAAAAGAAAACUGAUAUCAUUCACUUUGGGUCAAAUCUGUCGAUUUGUUUUGGUGGAAAAUACCUGACAAUUGGGUAUGUUCUCACUAUUUGUGAGUGUUUCUGAAAGUGAGAAACUUUAUUUUUUGCUUCUCUUUGUUCUUUUAAAGCAUUCACACUGGGGAGUUAAAAAUGUGCCUAAUUAGUUUCUGAAAUGGAACAUUUGAAAGAUCUGAUCUUUGAACUGCAGCAGUUAGAUGUGAGGAAUCAUACCUAUUUGUAGCCAAAACAGACUAACUUUAUAGUCUUACCAGACCACACACCAGACUCUUGUAGUCAGUUACAGUUUUAGGCCACAGUUCUGCUCCGUCAUGUGUAAGAACAUCUUGAACAGCAUUCAGCAUGGCCAGAAUGGAAAGCUGAGGAACCAGAUGAACACAAGAUUAUCCCAAAACCUAUUAAUUUUGCCUAGAUUGGUUUCCUUUACAUUCUUUUGCUUACAGUAUUUUGCUGUCUUUUUAUAAGUGUUUAAUUCUUGUGAUUCUGUCUUAUGUUUUUUUUCUUUCACACUGUAAUGACAGCUCCAAAGAAUGAAAAAAUUGUAAAACAUAUACUGAGUGAUACUUUCCCCAAACGAAUCUGCAAAUCUAAGCAAUGAAACCUCUAUUAAGAAGCAAAAUGCAGUUUCUGUUUUACAGUUGGUAGGCAGAUUUCCACAUGAGGGAGACCUUUCUCUACAUAAAUCAGCAGUCUUGGAUCAAGGUAAAUAAUUUUAAGUACAGUAAUUGUAGACAAAAAUAYRCAGUGAUCAGAAGUCAUAUGGUGAKUUAAAAGUUAGCUUUAGAAGACUACGGAUGGUAAUUAUGACAAUUUAAUUGACUUUUGCAUUUUCUUACUCUUUAAUGUGUGUUUGUGGGCUGUACAAUCUAGAGUAGCCAAGGUAUGGAAGUGCAGGAGAACAUGUGCUGUUUCUUGUGUUUGAAAAUGCCUGUGUGAUUGUACAGUUAUAUUAGCAGCAAACGGAUGUCCCUGUGUGUAGGGAGGAAGAAACUGAACCAUAUUGUAACUACAAAUGAAAUUGUUAUGUCCCAUAUCUGUUCCAAAAGAGUCAGAUCAGCCUAUGGCUAAAACUACACUCAACACAGAAGACUAAUGGUUAUGUUCUGAAUUGCUUAUGAAAUGUUCAUGUGGUAACAUAUCAAACUUCUCUGCUAAGUUUUAUAUUGGCUUUGUGGAGCUUUUUGAAUUAAA
This is a messenger RNA of Malurus melanocephalus (red-backed fairy wren), 4807 nucleotides long. RefSeq names its product neurolysin (gene NLN). Gene Ontology annotation, molecular function: metalloendopeptidase activity. Gene Ontology annotation, cellular component: mitochondrial intermembrane space. The coding region runs from base 219 to 2321 and encodes 700 amino acids. NCBI's taxonomy places the organism in Eukaryota, Metazoa, Chordata, Aves, Passeriformes, Maluridae. Gene Ontology annotation, biological process: proteolysis; peptide metabolic process. The record is from RefSeq and is a predicted model, not a curated record. The transcript has 13 exons.